AUUAUAGUCAUGCCCUUUCCCGUCCUCUACCCUUUCUCCUUCCCUCACUGAGAGAGAGGAAAAUAUCGUUAGGUUUCUGUCAGUCGCAUCCCAUCUCCGACACUCCUCCGCCCCUUCUCCACAUGCGCAGAAGAAGACAUUUCAUUUCAAUUUCAUUUCCAUCUCAUUUCGUUGUAUUUCAUUUCACUUAGAAAGAGAAUACCAGUGAGAAGAGGAUUUCCUUCUCCUAGAAGCUUCCUUAUCCUGCGCACUCCAUCCUCCUUAUCCUGCGCACCCCACUCUCAUUUUCUUUUGGCCUUUUCUUUUGAGGUGAGAAAAAUGGCGGAUUUACAACCACCGUCGGAAGCUCCGAUAAACGGUCCGCCUUCGGACAAUCUCGGCCCUUCUUUGGUGGGCUCGAAGCGGCAGCGGCGGCCCAGCGUACGAUUAGGCGACAUAGGCGAGCAAUCGGCUGCUGCAAUCACUUAUGAAGCGUAUGUUCGCAGAAGCAAGCAGUGGAAGGUUCCUCCUGGUGGCCCGCUGAAGGAAUCGGCGGCUGGGAAGGGGUUGUCGAAGACCCGGCCGCUGGUGAAUAUCGGGAACGGCGAUUCUCACGAGAUACAAGAGUCCGAGGACAAGAACCCAUCUGGGGAUUUGGAUUCAGUGGUGAUUGGGAGCUGGAAGAAGGAUCUGAAGGCGAAGAGAGGACCGGCAGCGGCUACCGGUGGCCCUACGAUGACGAAGAGGGUGAGGUCGAAUUGGGUCUCGAGGGUCGAGGAAGGAGCUGAGAAUGAUGAGAAAUCAAGUGGUUUCAAUGGCGAUGAGGAGGAGGAAGAAGAAGAAGAGGAUGGGGGGUUUAGAGAUUUCAUCCCAGAAGGGUCAGAAAGCCCGUCGAAGGAACGGAGCCCGAUCCAAUCGAUGGAGAAUACUGACGGUCGAGAUUGGAAGUGCGGGACAACGAGCGUUGAGAGGAAUGGAAUCAGUGAUAGGAGGUGCCGGUCACUUGAUGAUGAUGUCCACAUGUGGCUAAACGGAUUGGGGUUGGGUCGGUAUGCCCCAGUCUUUGAAUUGCAUGAGGUAGAUUAUGAAGUGCUGCCGCUGUUGACAUUGGAGGAUCUCAAGGAUAUGGGGAUAAAUGCUGUCGGCUCCCGCCGGAAAAUGUAUUGUGCGAUUCAAAGGCUGGGAAAGAGCUUUACGUGAGGGUUCCAGAUAGUGUAGGGUGAAUGUAAGUGGCAAAAUAGUGGAAAAUGCUCGGCCAUGGCAAAAAUUGGACGGUUGGUGCUCGUUGUUUUGAACUUGCAAGUUUUGGAAUCUAAUGGUUAUAUUUCUUUAUCUUGCGGCCGUGCUUUGUAUAUCUUGAUGUAACUCGUCUUUCCUUUUUUGAUAAUGUUAUUAAAGCGCUUUCCUUUUGAGAUAA
Molecule: messenger RNA, 1396 nt
Organism: Magnolia sinica
Lineage: Eukaryota; Viridiplantae; Streptophyta; Magnoliopsida; Magnoliales; Magnoliaceae
Exons: 1
Coding region: 319-1179 (286 amino acids)
Molecular function (GO): protein binding
Source: RefSeq, a predicted model, not a curated record